CCAUGUGUGGGGGCGGAGCAUGUAGUGGAAGGAGGUGUCCCUGGGCCUUUUGGCUGUUUAUCUAGCUGAAACUGAGGAGUACAUGUUUGUUUUGGGGCUGGGAGGUCAAUACCUCCCUACUCCUAGUCUGUAGCUCUUGUCCCUCGGGCCAUGGAAAGGAACUUCUGGUUGUUUCAGUACUGAACCCCGCCUCCCAUGGCUGCUGCCUGCUGUACUAAGGCUGGGGCCUUUUUCAAGCUCACUCUGGGGCUGACUCCCACAGCAGCUCCCAGGGCUUCUGGGAUAGGUGUCGGGAGUUCUCAGCGUUGCUGUGUCUCUGCCUUUUCCCCCUGGACUAGUAGAGAUUGGUGCAGAGGAGAAGGAAUAUGUUAUUGGCCCCCUAUUGUAUCUCGACUUUCACAGCCCCGGGCCUCCUCAACUUCUACCUCCACUUCUACUUCCACCUGUCUUCUCUGUCCACAGGACACUCUCAGCGACGGCCUGAAAACUUGUUACAAGUACUUGAACCAGACCAGCCGCAGCUUUGCAGCAGUGAUCCAGGCACUUGAUAAUGAGCUGCGCAAUGCUGUGUGCAUAUUUUACCUGGUCCUUCGAGCUCUGGACACUGUGGAAGAUGACAUGACAAUCAGUAUGGAAAAAAAGGUCCCAUUGUUGCAAAAUUUUCACUCUUACCUUUACCAGCCAGAUUGGAGGUAUAUGGAAAGCAAUCAAAAGGAUCGGCAAGUCUUAGAGGAUUUUUCAACGGUCUCCUUAGAGUUUCGAAAUCUGGCGGAGAGCUAUCAAGUGGUGAUUAAUGACAUUUGUCAAAAAAUGGGGCAUGGAAUGGCAGAGUUUUUGGAAAAGAAAGUGAACUCCGUUCAGGAAUGGGAAAAGUACUGUCAUUAUGUUGCUGGACUAGUAGGGAUUGGCCUUUCUCGUCUGUUCUCGGCUUCAGAAUUGGAAGACCCCAUUGUUGGACAGGACUCAAAGCUUGCCAAUUCUAUGGGUUUAUUCCUACAGAAGACGAACAUCAUUAGAGAUUAUUUAGAAGACAUUAUGGAAGGGAGAGAGUUUUGGCCCCAAGAGGUUUGGAGUCGUUAUGCCAAGAAGUUGUCUGAUUUAGCAAAACCAGAAAAUAUUGACUUGGCUGUCCAUUGUCUCAAUGAACUGAUUACUAAUGCUUUACAACACAUCCCAGAUGUCCUCACCUAUCUUUCCCAACUAAGAAAUCAAAGUGUGUUCAACUUUUGCGCUAUUCCACAGGUGAUGGCUAUUGCUACCCUGGCUGCCUGUUAUAACAACCAGCAAGUAUUCAGGGGAAGAGUGAAGAUUCGGAAGGGUCAAGCAGUAACAUUAAUGAUGGAAGCUACCAACAUGCCAGCUGUCAAAGCUAUUAUGUACCAGUACAUGGAAGAGAUUUAUCAAAGAAUCCCAAGCUCAGACCCAUCUUCCAGCAAGACAAAGCAGAUCAUCUCCUCCGUUCGGAAACAAAAUCUUCCCAGUUGUCAACUGGUCUCUCGGAAUCACUAUUCACCUAUUUACUUAUCAUGUGCCAUGCUUUUGGUUGCUUUAAGCUGGCAAUAUCUCAGCACCAUGUCCCAGGCCACAGAAGAGUAUGUUCAGACUGGGGAACACUGAUUGACAAGUCAUCUCAAGACUAAAAUUCAAUAUUCAAUGGAAUAUUUUUAAAGGAUUUUUUUUUCUUUUAUCCUUUUAAAACUCUAUGAUGGCAUAAAUCCUCAGAAACUGAAAUGCUGUUGAGAAGAAUGUAAAAAUAAAAAGGGAAUGACCUGAUCUGUUCUACUUAGCUGGCAGAAUUUCUACAACUUUGUUCAAAUUUAUUAUAUAUGAGACUGCCAGAUUUGUUUUCAUAGGAAUCCUUUGUUAUAGGAUUAUAAUGAAAUAUAUUUAAUUGGAAGUGACCCUACUAGUACUUGGAAUUUUGGACACUGUCUAGUAAGAUUCGUGCGUGCGUUUGUUUCCUGAAUGUGUAAGAUUCUUUUGCUCAUUAUUCCCUUUGUAAAUUUCAUUGCAUGAGGGUCAGAGGCUAAUCUGUGCGGCGCCCCGCCCCCCCCCCCUUUUUUUUUUUUUUGGAGGGAGUUUGGUUUCAAAAGAAAAAUAAUUCCUGUAUUGUACCCAAUUCCCAUUCUAGGAGGUAAAGGAAAAUCUGCUUGCCUCUAAUAAAGGCGCGAAUUUGUAAAAGUUUCUGUAAUAUUUUUAAUACCCUAUGAAUGUGAAAAGUAAAAAUUAAAGUUGGGAUUCUACAGUGGCACUUAAAAAACAUACUUUCACAACAAAAAUGAGAUUAGAUAAUGAGAUUAUGAUGUGCCAAGAAUAGUAUUAGAGGUGGCAAUGUAUACAGGAAGAACCAUAGAGCAAAAAAAUAAGACACUCACUCCUUCUACUCCCCUCUUCGAUAGUGGUCACAGCUGUGGAAUAUUGUGUAAACUUUCAGAGAAAGUUAAAAUUUGAAGGCAACAGAGAAUACAGAUCAGGCAUAAACGAGAAAAAAAAAUUAAUUUCUCCAUUUAUCAUGCCUAGAGGGGAAAAAAAUGAGCAAAAUAAAAGGCUUUUAUUUUGAGAUUACUUGAAAUUGUUCAACAUGAAUACAAUUCUGUAACCUGAGGUAAUAAUAUUUUAAUAAUAAUAUUCUAAGACUCCCUGAAUGAGGGAAGUUAGCGAUAUUAGUAAUUCUGUUUAUUAAUUAGUGAACUGUUUAGCUCAGAACCUGUCUGUACCAUUUUAAAAUCGAGUAAUCAUUACACUUUGAUUAGCCAUCUGUUUCUAAAAUAUAAAGGAUCUCAUCCUUACUCAAAAAGGUUGUGGUUCAUAAGGGCUUAAAAAACAAGGUAUUUCAGAAGUGUAUAAAAUAAAGAUAUAAAAG
This is a messenger RNA of Sarcophilus harrisii (Tasmanian devil), 2863 nucleotides long. RefSeq names its product farnesyl-diphosphate farnesyltransferase 1 (gene FDFT1). NCBI's taxonomy places the organism in Eukaryota, Metazoa, Chordata, Mammalia, Dasyuromorphia, Dasyuridae. Gene Ontology annotation, molecular function: squalene synthase [NAD(P)H] activity. The transcript is spliced from 7 exons. Gene Ontology annotation, cellular component: endoplasmic reticulum membrane. Gene Ontology annotation, biological process: cholesterol biosynthetic process; farnesyl diphosphate metabolic process. The coding region runs from base 196 to 1617 and encodes 473 amino acids. The record is from RefSeq and is a predicted model, not a curated record.